AUGAGUGCACAAGUCUGCGUGUUCGGGAUAGUAGCAUGUCUACAAGUACUCGUGCACAAUAAGUUAAGCUUCCUGCUCACUAGAACAUUUUUGGGUCUUGCUGAAGCUGGGUAUAUUCCCGGUGCGAUGUAUACACUUUCUACCUGGUAUACGAAGGAAGAGUUGACGAAACGAAUCGCCAUAUUCUUCUUCGGCAUGUUUGGUGGAACGGCCGCUUCUCCGCUUCUUGGAGCUGCUCUGUUGAGGCUGGACGGAAAGUGUGGGCUUUUUGGCUGGCAAUGGAUCUUCCUCGUUGAGGGUCUUUUCUCCGUCGCAGUCUCUAUUUUUCUCUUUUGCUUCCUUCCUGAGCACAAGGAAGUCCCUAGGUCAUCCAAUCAAGUGGACUUUAGUGGGCUUCGCCCAAUGAAGGGACCGUUGGCUCACCCUAGCAAACCGCAUAUACCAUUCAGAUUGGUUUGGAAGACCUUGACAGACAUGCGGAAAUGGCCGCAUUUUAUUGCCACAGGCUGUGUCUUCGCUACAUGGAGCCCUCUCACAACAUACACCCCGAGCAUUUUCAUGGAACUGGGUUUUGCUCGAAUUAAGGCAAAUGCAUUUUGUGCAAUCGGAAGCUUGCUCACUCUCCCGGUGAUUCUUUUUUUUGCGUGGAUGAGCGACAAAUUGAGCAAAAGAGGCCUUACCGUCAUGGUUGCUAUCUUCGUGUACUUGAUCGCGUUGGUAAUGUUGAGAAUCAUGAUGCACCGUGUGGAUAAAUGGGGUAAGCUCGGCCUCUGGACAACAGUCAAUGCUUUGGCUGUAGGCUAUCAUCCAAUCCACAAUUCUUGGAUCCAAAUCAACUGCAAGAGCUCCGAAGAGAGGAACAUAAGCGUUGCGUGA
Messenger RNA from Penicillium egyptiacum, 876 nucleotides. NCBI's taxonomy places the organism in Eukaryota, Fungi, Ascomycota, Eurotiomycetes, Eurotiales, Aspergillaceae. The record is from the annotation of a GenBank genome assembly.